Molecule: messenger RNA, 1224 nt
Organism: Microsporum canis CBS 113480
Lineage: Eukaryota; Fungi; Ascomycota; Eurotiomycetes; Onygenales; Arthrodermataceae
Product: phosphotransferase family protein
Exons: 2
Coding region: 1-1224 (407 amino acids)
Source: RefSeq, a predicted model, not a curated record
AUGGACUGGGACCACCUGGCAGAGGAAAAGGCGCAGACCCUCUUCGCCGGAUGGCUCAGGCUGCUCUUCAGAGACUCGACUCUGCCCCUUCGUUUGGCCCAGAACCAUCGGCCGGAUGUUCGCGCGGUUGAAGCAUCAGAGUACACCACCGGCUCAUGCAACAUCUGCACCACGGUUACCUUCGAGGAUGGCCAGCGUGUUGUCGUUCGCUUCCCUCUUCUUGGUCGAAGCAGGUUCCGUCAGGGCAAGUUACUGUCUUCUUAUCUGCGAGACCCGACGGUCAAGUCGCCCAGCUUGAAGCCCGAUGUCGACGAAGGUCAGCUGCGCCAGGCUUACGCCAGCAUGGCCAAAGUGCUGCUUGACCUGUCCAAGCCCGUCCUUUCGUCCAUCGGCGGCCUGGUGUUCGACUGUGACAGAAAAGGAUGGAAGGUCGACAAGAGGCCUCUCACCCUCAACAUGAACGAGCUCGUCAGGGUGGGCAAUGUCCCCCUUCACGUCUUCACCCAGUCCAGCUUCCCAGAUACCCCUUCUUAUUUCUCCCACCUCGCGGACCAGCAGUUCAUGCACUUGUUCUACCAGCGCAACGACGCCGUCAAGGGUUAUGAUGACUGUCGAAAAAAGUACAUUGCCCGCUGCCUCUUCAAGCAAGUGGCCCGUCGUUUAGCUUACACGUCUACCGCUUCGACGUUCCACCUCUACUGCGAUGACCUGCGUCCCUCAAACGUCUUGGUCGACUCGGAUUUUUCUGUUACUGCUGUCAUAGACUGGGAAUACACCUACUUUGCCCCCGCCGAGUUCACGCACGCCGCACCCUGGUGGCUGCUGUUCGAGAGCCCCGAGGCAUGGGAGUCUGACCUCACUCGCUUUCUAGACAGGUACAGGCCUCGUCUGGACCUGUUCCUGUCUGUCCUGCGUAAGGAGGAAGACGCGCGUAUUGCGGCGGGCGAGAUGAGGAAGUCCCAGCGUCUGUCAGGCAGGAUGGCAGAGAGCAUGGAGGACGGGGUGUUUUGGUUCUGUCUCGCCGCCAGGAAGAGUUUUAUGUUUGAUGAUAUCUACUGGACUUUUUUGCAUGGGAUGUUCUUUGACCAGAAGACUGAGCCAGAGGAUUAUUUGACGGCGGAGGAGAAGGAUGGCAUGCAACAGUUUAUCGAGAUGAAAAUCAAGCAGGCCGAAGAAGGGACUCUAGAUGAGCACUCUUCCUUCGACGAGGUCUUUGACAUGUAA